UACUAUAUACUCUCUAUCUACUCUUCCUAGGGUUUCCUUCUUUAUACAUCUUUCUUUAUAUGUAACCUCUUGUGUUACUUUUUUUAGCCUAUAUAUCUCUUUGUUUAUUUUGAUUAUUCCUUCUUUCUCAUCAGAACAACAAGAACAAUUGGUGGUAGCUAGGUUAAACAAAAAAAAAAUCAUUCAUCAUCAUGGGAAGGGGUAGGGUUCAGCUGAAACGGAUCGAGAACAAAACAAGCCAACAAGUAACUUUUUUCAAAAGAAGAACUGGACUUCUCAAGAAAGCUAAUGAAAUUUCUGUUCUUUGUGAUGCUCAAGUUGCUUUGAUUAUGUUCUCUACCAAAGGAAAACUUUUUGAGUAUUCCUCUGCACCAAGUAUGGAAGACAUUUUGGAGCGAUAUGAGAGACAAAAUCAUACAGAACUUACUGGAGCUACCAAUGAAACACAGGGAAAUUGGUCUUUUGAAUACAUGAAGCUCACUGCUAAAGUUCAAGUCUUGGAGAGGAACUUAAGGAACUUUGUGGGAAAUGAUCUGGACCCUUUGAGUGUGAAAGAGCUGCAGAGUUUGGAGCAACAGCUUGACACUUCGCUAAAGCGAAUCCGAACAAGAAAGAACCAAGUUAUGAAUCAAUCCAUCUCAGAGCUGCAUAAAAGGGCAAGGACAUUGCAGGAGCAAAACAACAAGCUAGCAAAGACAAAGGAGAAAGAGAAGACAGUGAGUGAACAUCCACAAAGAUGCCUAGAAACCAUAGGCAUAGGGCAAUGUUCAUCCACCCUCAACUUAAUUUGUCAGCCAGAGGUGCUACCACCACCACAAAGACUGGUUCCUUCUCUAAAUCUCAGUGGGACUUUACAAGCAAGAGGAUCAUUGGAAUUUGAAGAAGCAGGUGAAGCUCAAACUGUUCCUAGAAGCAAUCAUAGUCUCAUACCACCAUGGAUGCUCCAUCAUCUCACCAACUAGAUUGACAUCUAUGUAUUUAUGUAUGUAUGUGAAAGACAUAUUUUAUUAUUAUUAUUAUUAUUAUUAUUAUUAUUAUUAAAUCUGUAUGAUGAAUGUGUAAGUAAGCCUUAUAUUAAGGCAUCAACUCUUCUGUUAUAUAAGGGCCCUGCCCUGCUCUUCAUAUUUCAAAUCAAUGAGAAUGCAGUCUUUCCUA
Messenger RNA from Medicago truncatula (barrel medic), 1155 nucleotides. Its product is annotated as truncated transcription factor CAULIFLOWER A. The coding region runs from base 192 to 962 and encodes 256 amino acids. Gene Ontology annotation, molecular function: DNA-binding transcription factor activity; protein dimerization activity; RNA polymerase II transcription regulatory region sequence-specific DNA binding. Gene Ontology annotation, biological process: positive regulation of transcription by RNA polymerase II. Lineage: Eukaryota; Viridiplantae; Streptophyta; Magnoliopsida; Fabales; Fabaceae. The record is from RefSeq and is a predicted model, not a curated record. Gene Ontology annotation, cellular component: nucleus. The transcript has 8 exons.